AUGACAGUUAAAACUCCCGAAACCGGAGUCCCAGACGGUGAAGUUUAUCAAUAUGAGGCGUGUAUGGCUGGUUGUAUGGAUUUACCAGGUAGAGGAAAGGACAAAAUUGCACUGUUAUACGUACAGUCUGAUAAGUUGUAUACGUUUGGAUCCCGGUACGAGAAUGCUAAAGAAGUGUUGGAGGCGCUCGGUUCAGAUAUCACGUCCGAUAUAGCGGAGUCUGAUUGGACCGAUGUUGAUCUGUCCAAUGGCUAUUACCCCGGAUGGGAUGAUGAUGAAGUUAUAAAUAACGACAAUGCCACCACAGUGCAAACCAACUCCCACACUGUCUACCCUACUUUGGGCCCACAAUAUUACCUAGGAUAUAUCGAUGGUUGUCUUCGAUGA
This is a messenger RNA of Candidozyma pseudohaemuli, 387 nucleotides long. RefSeq lists its product as uncharacterized. The transcript has a single exon. The record is from RefSeq and is a predicted model, not a curated record. Bases 1 to 387 code for a protein of 128 amino acids. Lineage: Eukaryota; Fungi; Ascomycota; Pichiomycetes; Serinales; Metschnikowiaceae.